AGAAUUUUCUAACUUGCUUGCUCGUUCUGUCUUAUCCAAAAUGUUGCCACUUGUGUACAUACUCAUAGCUCUUCCUGCAGUAGUGUUGCUAUUGAUCCUCUUCAAAGCCAACAAAAACAACCCGCCACGUCCACCAGGUCCAAGAGGCCUUCCCAUAAUCGGCAACCUUCACCAACUCGACGCUUCGAAGCUCAAUCUCCAACUAGGGCAGCUCUCAAAGACCUACGGUCCCCUUUUCUCCCUCCGAAUCGGCUUCAAGCCAGCCCUCGUCGUUUCCUCUCCAAAACUCGCCAAAGAAGUCCUCAAAGACCACGAUCUGGACGUGUGCACAAGACCUCCCUCUCUCGGCCCUCUAAAAUUAACCUACAAUGCCCUUGAGCUUAUCUUCUCUCCCUACAACGACCACUGGAGAGAAAUCAGAAAAAUCUGCGUUGUCCAUUUCUUCAGCUCCAAGAGAAUCUCCGCUUUCUCCCAUGUCAGAAAAUCCGAGGCCAAGCGAAUGCUGCAGAUCGUAUCAUCCCACGUUGAUUCUUCCAAAACAACCAACUUGACCGAGGUUUUGAUGGCGGUAUCAAGCGCUAUAAUAUGCAGGCUUGCCUUUGGGAGGAAGUAUGAUGACGACGGCGCCGAAAAAAGCAGGUUCCAUGGGCUGCUUAAUGACUCGCAAGCUAUGUUGCUCUCUUUUUUUGUUUCGGAUUACAUUCCGUUCUUGGGGUGGAUUGAUAAACUCACCGGGAUGGUUACUCGUCUCGAAAAGACUUUCGAGGCGUUGGAUAGGUUCUUGCAGGAAGUGCUUGACGAGCACCUUGAUCCUAAUAGGGUGAAAGUGAAACAGAACGAAGAGAAGGAUCUUGUUGAUCUGUUGCUUGAGCUGAAGAAGCAGGGUCGCUUGUCAAUCGACCUCACCGAUGAUCAAAUCAAAGCUAUCAUCUUGGACAUACUCAUAGCUGGAACUGAUACAACUGCCGCUACGUCCGUGUGGGUGAUGACCGGAUUGAUAAAGAACCCAAGAGCAAUGGGCAAAGCCCAAGAAGAAAUUAGAAACCUGUCUGGCAACAAAGAGUUAAUAGAGGAAGAGGAUGUUCAAAAGCUUGUGUAUCUGAAGGCAGUGAUAAAAGAGACACUAAGGGUUUAUGCACCAACGCCACUGGUUCCAAGAGAAGCCAUUAGAAGUUUCACAAUAGAAGGGUACGAAAUACAACCCAAGACAAUAGUGUAUGUGAAUGGUUGGUCAAUUCAGAGGGACCCUGAGGCUUGGAAAGACCCAGAAGAGUUUUACCCAGAGAGGUUUUUGAACAAUGAGAUAGAUUUUAAGGGGCAAGAUUUUGAGUUCAUUCCGUUCGGUGCAGGGCGCAGAAUUUGCCCAGGAAUAUCACUGGGAAUUGCCACAGUGGAACUCAUAACUGCAAACCUUCUUAAUUCAUUCCAUUGGGAAAUGCCUCAAGGGAUGAAACCUGAACACAUAGACACUGAGGGGCUGCCAGGACUUGCUCGCCACAAGAAGAAUCAUCUUUGCCUUGUUGCCAAAAAACGUAUGUGAAUGAAAUAACUAACAAAGGGCCUCUAAUGUAAUAAAGCCAUUUUAGCUUGGGCUUUGAUUUUGAGUAUGCAAAAUGGAUCACCAUGUUGCAGUUAUAUGCCUUUCAAAAAUAAAAUAAUUUAAAAUUACAAAUGUUUUUUUUGGUUCAA
This is a messenger RNA of Glycine soja, 1689 nucleotides long. RefSeq names its product cytochrome P450 83B1-like. NCBI's taxonomy places the organism in Eukaryota, Viridiplantae, Streptophyta, Magnoliopsida, Fabales, Fabaceae. The record is from RefSeq and is a predicted model, not a curated record. Gene Ontology annotation, molecular function: heme binding; iron ion binding; monooxygenase activity. The transcript is spliced from 3 exons. The coding region runs from base 41 to 1540 and encodes 499 amino acids.